AUUCAGCGUUUUGUUCCACGCCGGUCAGAUUGUUUUUGUUCUCAGCAGCGAGCAGCACGACAGCGAGCAGCCAGCGGCCCAGAACCCGCUCAGACCGCCGUUGCCAUGGAGAAGCUGAUAAACCAGAAUAAGGAGGUGAGGAGGACUCCCCGGCCAGGCAGUCCUGACAGGAGAGAGGAGAGGAAACACAUGCAGCCCUCAGACUGUGAAGUGGCGCCACAGCAGUUGACGAACGGCGUGGAGCAGCAGCAGCACGUGGAAAGAUUCCUCAAGCUGGGAUACUCUUACGGAGACAUCCGACGUGUGCUGGAAAACCUCCACCACGACGCCCAGACCAAUGACAUCCUGGAAGAGCUGAUAAAGACCUGCCAUGCUCGCUCCAACAGAAGUCUCAAGCUGGUGCCCAGGAGCUGCGACCCCGGCCCGGCGUGGGUCGGGUCAGCACCCGGUUUCAGACCGGUGGUUAUAGACGGAAGCAACGUGGCCAUGAGUCAUGGCGACGCAAAGGUGUUUUCAUGCCGCGGCCUUCAGCUGGCGGUCAGCUGGUUCUGGGACAAAGGGUUGCGGGACAUCACGGUCUUCAUUCCACUGUGGAGGAAGGAGCAGCCACGGCCCGAGGCCCCCAUCACAGAUCAACAUAUUCUCCAUGAGCUGGAGAGGAGCAGGAUCCUGGUGUACACGCCGUCUCGCUGUGUCAACGGGAAGAGAGUGGUGUGCUACGACGACCACUAUAUCGUCAAACUGGCCUUCACCUCCGACGGCAUCAUCGUGUCCAACGACAACUACCGCAACCUGCAGACGGAGAAUCCUCAGUGGAAGAAACUCAUCGAGGAGAGGCUGCUGAUGUACACGUUCGUCAAUGACAAGUUCAUGCCUCCUGAUGAUCCUCUGGGCAGAAAUGGUCCAACCAUUGAUGACUUCCUGCGGAAAAAGCCACCGGUCCAAGACGUGAAGCUGCAGCACUGUCCUUACGGGAAGAAGUGCACAUACGGAGUGAAGUGCAAGUUCUACCACCCAGAGCGGACCAACCAGUCCCAGCUGUCCGUCGCUGAUGAACUGAGGGCGCUGAGCAGACCUCCUGCAGACAGAACCGCAAAGCAGCUUGAAAAGCCGCUGCUGCACCAAAACCCGUCAUCCUCUGCUCCGCCCGCUGGCGCAAGCAGGCCGUUACACGGAGCUUCACCCAGCGAGCAGCUCUUCUGUCCCAGAGACAGCCGCAGCCCUCGCCUACAACCCAGCAGCCUCCGGCACUGCCCGAGUCCAGACGUGGACGAGGCUUUAGGCUCGCUGGACAGCUGGAUGUCUCAGCUGUACGUCCAUGACGCCCUGCAUGGCAAAGACACACCUUCCACUGGCUGCAGGAGCGGCUUCUUCUCCGCGUCUGGACUAUACGGCGCCAACACCCAGAGGUCCGGUUUGAAUGGAGAAGGUUACUACUCUCCUCAAAGCGGGGGUGACCCGGUGGUGGCCCGCCCCCACCCUCCGUGCAGGUGUGGUCACCAGCAGACUGGGAUGCCCCACCCCGUGACGUGGAGCUCCUGCAGCUCCCUGCACCUGCACGGCGGGGAGCGUCUGGCCCACUUAUUAGAGCAGCAGUACUUCAGGCAGACGUUCUCCUCCCACAGACGGAUCCACAGCUUACCCACCAGCCUCAGCCACGCCGCGCCCACCAGCCAAAGUCUGUCCAGUGAGCAGAGGAAGUGCCUGAGGAGCCAGCUGAGCACGCUCUUCCCUCACCGUGUGGUGGACCACGUGAUGAGCGCUCACCCGCACAUCUCGGACACGUCCCAGCUGAUUUCUCUCAUUCAGAGCUACAGGAGCAGCAGCGCCUCCUUCUGCUGAAGAAGAAGGAGGCGGCAGUUCUCACCUUGACCCCGCCCACCUUUAAACAGUCCAACGUCCCACUACAAUCUGAACGCACAGAACUCAACGUGAAUGUGAAAACAAACUGUAGCUGAAUCAGCUUGUUUACAUUUGCUGCUUCCUGAUCAAGUUCAAACUGAUUUCAGUGAAACCACAUCCUGCCAGAUCGGUCCGCUCUAAAGAUGAGAACUACAACAGAAAGCAGUACUUUGGUGAUUAAAGUGCCUUCUCUGGUCGCUUCCUGCAGCAGGAACACAGAUGAGGUGAAACAGGUGGUUUGUGAUUCGCCGGACCUCCCUGAAAAAUGUGCAUUUCUGACUGGGACUGGAUUCUCCUCACUUGACCUUUGACCCUGCCUGGAAGUGUUGGAGUGUCCAUGAUGAUUUCAUCUCCCUCUGGGCUUUCAGUGGCCUCUUCGUACUAACAUCUCUUCUUUAUUCUUCUAACCUGAUGUCCCACUCAGUCCACUAAACCCGUCCAGAUUUUAUGAGAGGUCACAGCUGGACGUUGUGAUGCUGGAACAUCUGACACGUUGGGCAUUAAGUUUGAUUAAAAUGCAGGAGAGCAGAGGCUGCGUCUGCACUGUUCUUGUAAAAGUACAAUGCAUUAUGGUCCAAAUCCACUGCCGCGGUGGUUUGUUGUUUUCUCCUCAAAGUGAGGACUGAUGUCUGUACGUCUCACUGAUCUGUUAUGAAUUAUUUCCAAAAAAAACAAAAAA
Thalassophryne amazonica is the source of this 2581-nucleotide messenger RNA. RefSeq names its product probable ribonuclease ZC3H12D. The coding region runs from base 106 to 1842 and encodes 578 amino acids. Gene Ontology annotation, molecular function: RNA endonuclease activity; metal ion binding; mRNA binding. Gene Ontology annotation, biological process: 3'-UTR-mediated mRNA destabilization; nuclear-transcribed mRNA catabolic process, RNase MRP-dependent. The transcript has 6 exons. The record is from RefSeq and is a predicted model, not a curated record. Lineage: Eukaryota; Metazoa; Chordata; Actinopteri; Batrachoidiformes; Batrachoididae. Gene Ontology annotation, cellular component: nucleus; cytoplasmic ribonucleoprotein granule.